UACUUAGUAGCUUGUCCAGUCUCUUCCAAGUACCGGUGAACUCAAAUUCCUGCGAGCUGGCCGGGAAUUCUCUCUCUUUAUCUCCCACUCUUUGCUCUCCCUUCGUUUGGCUUCACUUGCGACUGCGUCGCAUCGUCGCGACUUCCGACCGCCCUCUGAAACCCGACCUCUCAACCGUAUCCCAACUACUAGAAAACAAUGUGCUCCGGACCGGCUUGGAAAAGAGAGAUUGUUCCCGACCAUAAGUUCGACUUCAUCGACACGCGAGAAUUCACCGACAAUGGCUUUCUCAUGCGGCUCAAGUACCUAUGGCUGUAUAUCAUUAUCCUCAAGUCGUUCCUUGUAUACAUAUCCGACAUUUUCUCAGCAACUACUAUGUUGACCACAUCGUCAUGGUCAAAUCAAAUCUACAAUGACUGUCAACAUCAGGAAGGGUGCUUUUAUAUUCCCUUUGACAUUGGCAAGUGGCUGUUCGUAGGGUGUAUUUUAUUUGGCUUUCUUUUGUUGGCAUACGAGGCGCACAAGUCCAAGAAAAUCAUUGCAAGUCGGGACAUCUCAUAUGCUUUCACGAAUGUGAUGGCAAACCAUUAUUAUUCACUGCGUUCCUACAACCACUUCUGCUUCUUUGACCAUAUCAGUAACUCUACAAAGAAGAAGGAUGAUUUCGCUUUCUUCAUUUUCUUCACCUUCAAGAGCUGGAAGCGGCUGCUUCUGUCUGAUGGACCUCGUCAAACGAUCAAUGCCCUCACGCUCUAUAGCAUCUACUUAGCAAAGAAGGGUAAUGGUCCUUGGUACAACGUGUCGAAGUAUUUUGCGGGAAACAGCUUCUCAACUUCUGCUUUGAUGAUCUCGACAUUUUUCACCGUUGUGAUCUUCGCCGGCUCUCUCUUCUUACUGAUUUGUGCCGGUGUCUUUUACAUCCCCCUUCUUUGUUACAUCCAAGGAAACUUGAAGGAAUAUGUUUGUCACAAAGUUGAUAAGCGCAUCACGGAGGUCAUCAAACGUCGGAAUAAAGAGCGUUUAGCAAAGGCUGCUGCCUUGGCCAGGAAAGAAGCCAUGGGCGACUAUUCCCACCUUAUGAACAAAAAGGGGGAGAUGAUCGCUAAGCCCCUGCCACAACCCACCCUUCCGAAUCUCUCAGUUGAUGACGACGCAGAUACCGUUUCGGUUACUAAGCGUGGUUUGCCCAGUACUCAUACCCAGGACUACUACUAUGGCUCUGACAGCAAGAGUAUAGCCCCUAGUUAUCAUACGAAUCCCGGUGGAGGCGACUAUGCGGACUAUCCCCCUAUGCCUUCCUACAGCGUGCCCUACUCCCAGCAGGCAAGCACGACCUACAAUUCUGCAUCUGCCUUCGAGGAGGGGGUUCCCAGUCAUGUUGGUGAUGUGGACAACUACGAUGGUCCAAUCAGUCACUCGUCAGCUCCAGCGCUCACCACUUACCGACAUGAUCCCUACGGUGUCGUAGGUGCGGCAGGUACAUAUCCCACAGAUAUUCACGAAUUGUACCAGGGAAGAGCUUCCCCGGGCACUCGACUGCCAAGCGAAGGGGGAGUGACUCGCGAUGUGCAGGACUGUCCGAGUCACUCUCAGCCGCAGCAAUACGUCCAUGAUUAUGGCCAUUACGGGGAUCCAUACGGCCAAUACCAGGGGCAUGGGGGACAAGAUGGAUAUGAUUAUGGACGUGCUUUUUAGUCCAGGUUGACCAGAGUCUUAUGACUAUCGUUACAUAUCCAUCACUUGUUAUCUCUCUUUUCAUUUUAUCUCACCUAUUUCUCUCCAUGUUGUGAUGCUGCAAACACAACAAAAGUCCCAUGUCUUGUGGGUGGCUCAUUGGUGACUUGACAUUGUGUCGCCCGACACAUUAGAUUUUACUAAUGGUACAUAGCCGAAUAUAACAAACGCGUCAUCACC
Molecule: messenger RNA, 1914 nt
Organism: Pisolithus orientalis
Lineage: Eukaryota; Fungi; Basidiomycota; Agaricomycetes; Boletales; Pisolithaceae
Exons: 8
Coding region: 199-1695 (498 amino acids)
Biological process (GO): potassium ion transmembrane transport
Cellular component (GO): plasma membrane
Molecular function (GO): potassium ion transmembrane transporter activity
Source: RefSeq, a predicted model, not a curated record